AUUAAGGAUAGCUAAAUAAAUUCAAAUGAAGGAGUGAGGAAUUGAAGGAAUGAAUGAGUGAAAUGAGUGAAUAAAGGAAUGAAUUGAAAAUAAAUAAGGGAAUUUAUGAACGAUAAAUCAAUUGGUGUAUAAAUAAUCGUGAAUAUUUUAUAAUCAAAUAUUGCUAAAUAAUAAGAUAACUCCAUAUUAGUUGAGUUUUUAUUAAUAAUUAUUAAUUUAAUUAUUUAUAAUUGCUAAUUUAAUUAAUAUUAGUUUAUUAAUUAUAAUAAAAGUGUUAUUAAUAAUUAACGUUAAUUAUUUUGUUAUAUUUAAUUCGUGCAACGUGUUGUAAGAUUGUGCUUUGAUUCACUCAGUAAGGUUUCAUGGACUCAAGAGGUAUCAUAGAUAAACUUGGAAAUCUAUUUCGCGUUGAACUGACGGACAGUUAUUGAGCGGACAUAAUCAGAUUAAAAACUGAUUGAAUCAACUUAUUAACAUCAUCACCGAGUUUUUUAUAUUCUGCCUGCACUGUGAAUGUUGAAAAUUGCUGAGACCUAGAAAUCAUCAUCCUUCGUCAUCCUAAUUUUACUCACCUCAUCACAAUUAAUAUUCUCCGAUCAUUUCACACAAUUACAGCUCUAAGGAGCACUUUAAAUUUUAUGAAUUCCAUGUGAGAAACUCUUUUCACAGAAGAAACCAAAGAAUUUAUAUAACUAUCUGCGAAACUUGCCCCAAACCGAACUUGGAAGGAGAAAAGAUGGCGAACAUGGCGAGUGCAUGUGCACUGGUGGUUUCUGAGGAUAAAUCAUUCAACCCCAUAAGGUCGUGGUCAACGAGAGCUGCGGCUACUACGUGCGUUCUGGUCAGCAUAUCUGUGGUCUGCACUGUGACGCUGGUCGUCUGCGGGGUCAUCAUCGUCAGGGAGUACUCGUUGGCGUCUGCUUAUAAAAAAAGCGAGGACUGCUGGGUGAAGAACAUAACCUACACGGAGCUGAAGACCUGCCACUACUGUCACAAAGACAAGUCAAAAGAUAAACACGCCGGCCUCUGUAUCCCAACUCAGUUUCCGUGCGUCAGGAUCACAGUUGGAUACGUGGCCAGGGGAAGGGUGAAGGAAGGGUUCCUACAUUCUGACAGCAUUGAGGCCAGUGGUUCAUUCAGUCAGUGCUCAUUCCACGUGUGCAUGCAGAACAUGCAUGACAACGUUCAAGCCGUGGAGGACUACGUAGACAGGUGGCGGUUAUUUGCAUUCAGGUACCUGCAAGAAAGACUGGAUGAGAACACGAUCGACGAGAACGUUUUGAACCAAAUCAUCGCCAACUACUACAACUCAUCCUCGCACGUCAGUGGCGACAAAAACAGCAGCAGUAGCAACAAAGUAAAUUGGAGGUCGAUCAUGGAGAACAAAACAGCGGCUGAUGCAGGUGUCAGCAGUCGCUUUUUCUGCUACUACAACGUUGACGAGCCGCAUGACGUCAUUGAGCAGAAAAACUACACCAUAUGGGACGUGGUCCACUGCAUGUUGUGGCCGUCGCUAAUCAUCGCCAUCUGCUGCCUACUCUUCCUCUACAUAGAAGCACACAGGAGGAACCUGACAUGCUGUGGAGUGAGGGAGACGGAGAUGAGCGGCACGCACAUCAUCACAAAUCACGCCUCUGCAAACAUUAAGAGAGGUAAAAAUGUCUCUAAAAAACAGCAUUAUGUCCUAAAUAAUUACUCGAACAGUGCAAAGUUGUCCAAAUGAUUUGCUUUUCUUAACUUAUUAACAGUCACUUUAUUCUGUGUAUUUUUAAAAUAAAAUAUAAAUACACAGACGUACAUACAUACACAUACAUACACAUCCAUACACGUACACACACCAUACACAUACACGAUUAAAUUAUCAGAGACUCAUCUAUAUUAUAUAUCCAUUAAUCUACUUCAGCACAGUCGGACGAUUAACAUUCGGCAUUUUUGACCCAAGACGUUUAGUUUAAGUUUGUUACAAACACCAUUCAGCUUUCUUCAUAAUUUACCUUGAAAUAUUAUUUUAAAUUAUAAGGUUGAGUUUACGUUGAUUUUUCUUCUUUUAUUAAAUUUACCGCAAUUAUUUUCAUUGUUUUAAUGAUACGUCUUCCAACCGACCAUUAUAAAUUGUCUUGACAUUUAUCUCUAUUAUAAUAUUCAAAGAAAUAUCUAAUUUCACAUAAUUACCGUAGUAAUAGUAGUAGUAUUAGUGUUUAGUAGUAGUAGUAGUAGUCGUAGUAGUAGUAGUAGUAGUAGUAAAAGUAGAAGUAGUAGUAGCAGCAGCACCUGUAGCUAUAUAAGAAUGCCUGAGAAUACAUGAAACUUGAAAAUACACGGAUAAACAUUUAAUUUUUUUUUAAAGUAAGAAAAAUACAUUUAAUUUCGCCAUGAUUUGAAAUUCACGAUAAAAAAAUAAAGUUAUUGUAAUUAAUAA
This is a messenger RNA of Helobdella robusta, 2419 nucleotides long. RefSeq lists its product as hypothetical. NCBI's taxonomy places the organism in Eukaryota, Metazoa, Annelida, Clitellata, Rhynchobdellida, Glossiphoniidae. Gene Ontology annotation, biological process: potassium ion transport; detection of calcium ion. Gene Ontology annotation, molecular function: calcium-activated potassium channel activity; potassium channel regulator activity. The transcript is spliced from 5 exons. The coding region runs from base 737 to 1723 and encodes 328 amino acids. The record is from RefSeq and is a predicted model, not a curated record. Gene Ontology annotation, cellular component: membrane; voltage-gated potassium channel complex.